Molecule: messenger RNA, 1145 nt
Organism: Mus pahari (shrew mouse)
Lineage: Eukaryota; Metazoa; Chordata; Mammalia; Rodentia; Muridae
Gene: Tsga13
Product: testis specific 13
Exons: 8
Coding region: 227-1051 (274 amino acids)
Source: RefSeq, a predicted model, not a curated record
GAAUCGUUGCCUUCAGCACGGAAAGCUUCCCUGUUAAGGACUUGUCUCUUCCUGAGAUUUCCUAGUGUCCUUAAAGGAUCAAGAUUGAGUCUGGGCACACGGUGUGUGCUAAGAAGAGAAUAAUUUAUUGACUUUUGAAGCCUCAUAGAUCAUGAAUCAUAGAGGCACUGAUUUUAGGCCUUGAUGAAUACUAGCUGCGAGUUGGUCCAGUUCUCAGUGAACAGCCAUGGGCCCAAAGAAAAAUUUCAAGUUUCAAGAGAUCAGUGGAUCAAAGACUGUGGGAAAUGUCUCUAUUAAGUUUGAGAAACAACUAGGUCCGGAUGAUGAAGAGAUGUAUGAUACAACUGCACAAUCGAAAUUUGUCCUGAAGAACCUCAGACACUACACAGUGCAUCCAAACAUGGCCAAAUACUAUGAGCCUUUGAAGCCCACUAAACUGCAGAGAUUCCUGACUCAAAAGAAGAAAAUGAAUAGUUUCAUGUUAAAGGUGACAGAGUAUGAUCAGGAUAUGACGUUGCUGCUCAUGACUAACAACCCACCGCCCUGCUCCAUCAGUCCGGAAAAGGAUGGUGCUCCAAUAUACUUCCCCCCGGGGUUUCAGUUAAAGGAAACUCUCUAUCGGUGCAAACCCAACAAGAAUGACUUCCUUCCCACAAUGUCUCAGAAAAAGAAGUUAAAACCAGAGCUGAAGCCCGUCUUCCCUAUGAAACGGAUAGAUGAUCCUACCCCCAGGAGACAACAACAAUGGUUUAGGUUUUCUACUGACAGUGAUUUCAACAUUGAGGGGAAGUAUUCUGAAAUCCAUGCUUUAAGGAAACAGAAAAAAAUGUAUCCUAACCUCAUCUUUGCCCCAGCCUGCCAGAGAGAGACAAAGAAACAUGUUUCCAUGAAGUUAGAGAGUGGAACACCAACUUCGCAAGUGCUUUGGGAACCCCUGACAUUUUCAAAGCUCCUAGAAGAGAAGCCUACAAGAAGUGUGCCAGGGGAGAGCUUCUUUCGCCAUGGAAGGGCCCAGCAGUGGAUUGUCAAAGAUGCGGCUGUCAUUUGGUGAAGGCAAAUCCUUAAAGCCCCACUCCUCACUCUCCAAGAACUGAGGGGGCCUGGAGAAGUCACCAACCAAAUAAAAGUUCCCUGUUUGUUGCCUC